CAAAGCUUUGCGGAAAAGCCUUCGCGAACAGUCGCUCGCCAUCUUCAGAAAUUCUAACUCUGGCAUCUUUUUGGAUUCGCCUCUUCGUAGAGACUUGAACGACUUUAUAUACUAUUUUCUUAACAAUAAUAAUGGGAGUUAGCCUAGCCUGGGGAUGACAAAAAUUCAGAUACUAAGAAUAUUUUUUAUGUUUUAAAUUUGAAAGAACGUAUUAGGUGGAAUGAGAAAAAGAACAAAGAUGGUUCUUUGGGUGUAUCACUGUUUUUCUAAUGUCUGCUGUGGUCGAGAUUUGCUGGUUCUCAUCUACAUCUUCAGCCUGUUCGUCACUAUUUCAACUACAGGGACACUGAAUAUCCAGCCAUUUCAGUUUCCCACAAACCCAACCGAACGGACCAACAUUCAAGUAAUGUGUGGGUUAGAACGGGGGGACUUGCCAGUGAACUUCCAGUGGUUAAAAAACGACAUCGUGAUCACCAAAGGAAGUGUUUAUGAUAUCUUGUCAUCUUCAAGUGUUUCUGUUUUAACUGUUAAAAACGUGACAGUGAAAAGUUCGGGAAAUUAUACGUGUAGUGCUCGAAGUCCAAGCGGAGUAGAUCUUUUCACAGCCGAGUUACUGGUUAGGGGUAAGUAAAAGUAGUGUUGAAUAUGAAACUAGUAUUCGUAAGGUUGUUUUUUGUGCUUUUUUAAUCUUGUG
Limulus polyphemus (Atlantic horseshoe crab) is the source of this 694-nucleotide messenger RNA. RefSeq names its product limbic system-associated membrane protein-like. The transcript has 2 exons. The coding region runs from base 221 to 631 and encodes 136 amino acids. Lineage: Eukaryota; Metazoa; Arthropoda; Merostomata; Xiphosura; Limulidae. The record is from RefSeq and is a predicted model, not a curated record.